Molecule: messenger RNA, 627 nt
Organism: Miscanthus lutarioriparius
Lineage: Eukaryota; Viridiplantae; Streptophyta; Magnoliopsida; Poales; Poaceae
Source: the annotation of a GenBank genome assembly
AUGGCUUCUGCCAAAGAAAAUGUUCCUCUGGCGCCGCUCCAACUGCUGCUACGACAAACCAGCAGCCCGCGUCCUCCGCCACCGACACCGCUGCGGCCCAAGAUGGCCAACGGCGCCACCGAGCCGCCGGUAAGCGGCGUCGUCAAGUGCACCUGUUUCCGCCUGCCCAGCCGCACCAAGAAGCCUCACCCGCCGCAUCCGGUGCCGAAGCUACGCAGCGCCAGCAGCAGGAGCGCAGUGGCUCCGGACGUGUCGGCGGCGACGGCGUCCCAGUCCCAGCGGGUCACCUUCCGGGCGUCGGCGCCCCUCUCCACGAGGUGGCCGUGGUCACCGUCAGCCGCCUCUGCCAGUGCCGCCGGCGCCACCGCCACCCCAGCUCCUGCUGGCAGCAGCGGGAGCGUCGUCGCGCCGAGGAGGGCGUCGUCGUCGUCGUCGGUGGCACCGACGACGAUGAAAGCAGGCGCCGUAAGCACGUCGUCCUCGUCCUUCUCGCACUGGCGCUGCCGGUCGCUGUCGUCGUCCCGGGUCAUGCCGCACGGCGAGCGCGCGUCCUUCUCUUUCGCCGUGUCGCCGGCGUCCGCGUCGUCCAGCUGCAUGAGCACGCCAAACAGGUGGCAGCAGAAGUAG